AUGUCUUAUCUUCAUUUGGCAUCCAAUGCCAAUACAUCGUCGUCAUCAACUCCAUCAUCUUUUUUCAAUGUAAACAGUAAUGGUGGAGUUUCGACAGUACCAACAUCAUUGUCUACAAAUUCAUCAUCCCUACUCGGAUCUAUCGGUGGUGGAAAACAAUGGACGACUAUUGGGCAACCAUCAUCAUCGUCGCCUUCGUCAAGUUUAUCACAACAAUUAUUGAUGAAACAACCAAAUUUUCUGAAUAUGCAAUCAACAACAUCAUCACAUUUUGAUAAUAUUCUUGGAUCAUCUUCUCAGACACAACUUGAGAAAAAUUUUGAAUUGCAACAAGAAGAUUUUCCUCCAUUACCACAUCGUAAUAAUUUUCAUGAAUCAUCAUCAUCUUCGUCGAUUAAUGUUCAGCCAAUUCAUCCAAAUCCAAUUUCAUCAUCCAGUCAUCAAACAAUAACAAAUGGAUUUAAUUCAAGUCAACAAUCACAACCACAGCAUUCACAAUCUCAAUCGCCUGUUUCAUUCAAAUCUUCGAUUGAUGCAUUAAGUACAUUGAUAAGUCGAUAUCAAGUAUCUACUAAUAAUACUAAUAAACCAUCAUCAACAAUAACAGAUCAAUAUGGUCUUGUCGGUCUUUUACAAAUGAUUCAACAAGCAGAGAAAAAUCCUGAUUCGUCAAUGUUACUCAAUUUUGAUUUAACAACACUGGGGCUUAGUAUGGAAAGUACAAGUGAUUUACAUCCUUCAUUUAUUUCUCCAUUUUCUGAUAAUCAAGCUCGAGCAUAUGAAAUCGAUUAUCAAGUUCCAGUUGAAUAUCAAAUGGGCAUGCAAAUACGUGAAAAACUGCCUCAAGUGAAUUUUUCAACGUUAAACGAAGAUACUCUAUUUUUUUUAUUCUAUUUAUUUGGCAAUGAUUAUGUGCAAUUAUCAGCUGCAAAUGAAUUAUAUAAACGUGAUUGGCGUUAUCAUAAAGAAGAACGUAUAUGGUUAACAAGAAUAAAAAAUAUCAUGCCGGAUCAAAAAUAUGAUACGUACGAAACAGGUGUCUAUUGUGUAUUUGAUGUUCAACUUUGGCGUAAAACACAUAAAAGUAUGCGAAUCGAUUAUGAUAAAUUAGAUGGUCCUGUGGUGAAACAACAUCCAGAUGUACUUGCAUCGAAAUUACUUCAACAGCAAUAUGCGCCUAUGACAUCGUAUAAUACAAAUACAUCUAGAUAG
This is a messenger RNA of Rotaria socialis, 1212 nucleotides long. NCBI's taxonomy places the organism in Eukaryota, Metazoa, Rotifera, Eurotatoria, Philodinida, Philodinidae. The record is from the annotation of a GenBank genome assembly.